Fundulus heteroclitus (mummichog) is the source of this 1335-nucleotide messenger RNA. RefSeq names its product carbonyl reductase 1 (gene cbr1). Gene Ontology annotation, molecular function: carbonyl reductase (NADPH) activity. The transcript has 7 exons. NCBI's taxonomy places the organism in Eukaryota, Metazoa, Chordata, Actinopteri, Cyprinodontiformes, Fundulidae. Bases 143 to 970 code for a protein of 275 amino acids. The record is from RefSeq and is a predicted model, not a curated record.
UGUGUCACGUGGUCCUUCUGUUUGCUGCAUAGCUCAGUGGCAGCGAGGCGGUUCACUACUACUACUUCCUCCUGUCUGGACUGCUGCGUUCUGCUCCUCAGCCUUUCCGUGUAGCUGUUUAACUUCGACACAACAUUGAAUAAUGUCGACCAAGGUUGCCAUCGUCACUGGAAGCAACAAAGGCAUCGGGUUCGCCAUCGUCAGAGCGCUCUGCAAGCAGUUCCAAGGAGACGUUUACCUGACGUCCAGAGACGUAAGUCGGGGUCAGGCGGCCGUGGAGUCUCUGGCCUCUGAGGGACUGAAGCCCUUGUUCCAUCAGCUGGACAUCAACGACCUGAACAGCAUCACCACAGCCGCCGCCUUCUUCAAGGAGAGGUACGGAGGAGUGGACAUCCUGAUCAAUAAUGCUGGGAUAGCGUUCAAAGUGGCUGACCCGGCUCCUUUUGGGACCCAGGCUGAAGUCACUUUGAAGACAAACUUCUUCGCCACCAGAGACAUGUUGACUCACUUCAUGCCACUCAUCAAAGCUGGAGGCCGUGUCGUGAAUGUUUCCAGCUUUGUCGGCUCGCGGACUUUGAACCAGUGUAGCCCAGAACUCCAGCAGCGUUUCCGCAGCGAGGACAUCACAGAGGACGAGCUGGCCGGUCUGAUGCAGCGAUUCGUGGAAAAGGCCAAAAACGGCGAGCACAAGCAAGACGGUUGGGCCGAUACAGCAUACGGCGUGUCGAAAACCGGGCUGACGACGCUGUCCAUGAUUCUGGCUCGUCGUCUGUCUAAGGAGAGACCAAAUGACGGGAUUUUGCUUAACGCCUGCUGUCCUGGAUGGGUGCGCACAGACAUGGCUGGCUCCAAAGCCCCCAAGUCACCAGACGAGGGCGCUGUCACUCCAGUGUACCUGGCUCUACUUCCAGCUGGAGCCACAGAACCUCAUGGGAGGUUUGUCUCAGAGAAGGAAGUUCAGCCAUGGUGAAGAACGCACAGGGAGAUGUGUCAAGUUUAGAAAGCAUUAAGACAGGUUGCUAAUUAAAAAUCAAUUAUGUUUUUUAUCUGUACAGCAAAUCAACAAAGGUCCUCUGUGUUAAAUAGUGUUCUUCUACAGGUCAAUUUUUAAAGGGAGUUCAGAGCAUUGAUGAUCAAACCAACACUUCAGUUAACAAUAAAAUGUUUUGUUUGUUCCUCUUGCUUCAAGUGCUGACCAAGUUUAUUUUUGCCUUCAGCGACGUAUUGAACUGUUACAUGGGAAAAUUGUCAGAUUGCCUUACUCUAAUGAGGUUGGAGUAGCUUUUCUUAAAUGAAAAGAGAAAAUGUUUUUCUACAAUACAGAAUGUUUUUUUU